Molecule: messenger RNA, 2153 nt
Organism: Catharus ustulatus (Swainson's thrush)
Lineage: Eukaryota; Metazoa; Chordata; Aves; Passeriformes; Turdidae
Gene: KRT18
Product: keratin 18
Exons: 7
Coding region: 1-1317 (438 amino acids)
Biological process (GO): intermediate filament cytoskeleton organization
Cellular component (GO): keratin filament
Molecular function (GO): structural molecule activity
Source: RefSeq, a predicted model, not a curated record
AUGAGCUUGUCCCGCCGCACCGUCUAUUCCAGCUCCGUCCGCUCCGGCGGGAUCGGGACCCUCGGGACCCCCGGGAUCGCCCCCGGCCGCCGCUUCGCCCCCCUGGGCAGCGCCGCCAGCGUGUACGCGGGGGCGGGGGGCGCGGGGUCCCGCAUCUCCGUCACCCGCACCCUGAGCAGCGCCGGGGGCGCCUUUGGGGCCGGCUAUGGGGCCGGUUAUGGGGCCGGCCUGGGGGGCAGCGUCUUCCUGGGGGGCUCCGGGGCCGUGGCCAACGAGAAGGAGGCGAUGCAGGACCUCAACGACCGCCUGGCCGCGUACCUGGAGCAGGUGCGGCGCCUGGAGCGGGAGAACCGGCGCCUGGAGACCCAAAUCCGGGAGUUUAUGGCCCAAAAGGGGCUCAGCACCCAGGACUGGAGCCGCCAGUGGGAGCUGAUCGAGGAGCUACGGGACAAGAUCCUGGAGAGCUCGGUGGAGAACGCACGGACGGUGCUGCAGAUCGACAAUGCGCGGCUGGCGGCCGAUGACUUCCGGGUCAAGUUCGAGGCCGAGCUGGCCAUCCGGCUGUCGGUGGACAGCGACAUUGCGGGGCUGCGCAAGGUCCUGGAUGACACCAACAUGACGCGGCUGCAGCUCGAGGGGGACAUUGAGGCCCUGCGCGAGGAGCUGAUCCUGCUGCGCAAGGACCACGACCAGGAAGUGCAGGAGCUGCGGGCACAGGCCUCGCAGUCGGCGCUGACGGUGGAGGUGGAUGCACCACGGUCACAGGAUUUGGGGAAGGUCCUGGCAGAGCUGCGGGCUCAGUAUGACGCCCUGGCUCAGAAAAACCUGGAGGACCUGGAGAAGCAGUGGGGGCAGCAGAUCACAGAGACCACCCUGGAGGUGACGCAGAGCACAAAGGACCUGGACACAGCGCGAGGCACCGUGGGGGCUCUGCGCCGCUCGCUGCAGACCCUCGAGAUUGACCUUGAGGCCCUGCGCAACCAGAACGCGGGUCUGGAAGCGGCGCUGGCCGAGGCCGAGGCGCGGGCCGGGGCUCAGCUGGCGCAGGUGCAGCUCCAGGUGAGCGCGGCCGAGACGGAGCUGCGGGACGUGCGGGCGGAGCUCCAGCGGCAGAACGAGCAGCACCGCGAGCUGCUCGGCCUCAAGGACCGGCUCGAGGCCGAGAUCGCGACAUAUCGGCAGCUGCUGGAGGGCGGCGACGGCGGCUUCAACCUGAGGGAUGCCCUGGACAAGGAGACCACGGCCACCACGGCAGGGACAGGGACCACCCACCGCGUGGUCACCGAGACCAGGGAGGUGAAGGUCCGCACGUACUGAGGGGGUCACAGGACCCGAAAACCGGGGGCGGGGGGGCCCCGAGCCCCUCCAGAUCCAAAUAAAGUGGUGAUUCCCAUGAAUGGGAGACGGGAUGUGCUGUGUGUCCUUCUGGGGAGAAAACGGGGGUGGGGGCACGGGGCUGAGACUGGGGGGAAACUGAGGCACGGGGUGUGGGGGGCUGUCAGGGGACGGACAGAUUCCUGUACCCCCUCCUUGUCACCAUCCCGACACCGAUCCCCGGUCACCCAUGCCCCCUGGGACACCCCUUUUGUCCCCCACCCGUGUCGAGGGGGCAUCGAUCUCCCAGAACCGGCCGGGAGGAUCCCAAAACGUCCCUGUCCCCGCCGGCCCCGGGGUCAGCCCUGAGCUCCGUCCCUUCGUGAGCCGCUCCCGGGGGUACACGGGGGUCGCGGGACACGGGAUCCCGGUGUGGUGCCCGUGCUCGAAGAUCGCGGGGAUCCUCGUGCCCGGGAGUCUCGGUGCCCGGGGAUCCCGGUGCAGCUGCCGGGGGGCGUCAGUGCCCGGGGGUCCCUGGGGUGUCAAUAGACCGGGGGUGUUGGGGCUCAGAGGGUCAUGUGCCCCAGGGUGCCGGAGUCGGGGGUCUCGGGGCGCUGCCAGGGCUGUCCGUGUGUGCGAGAACCCGUGUCCGGGACUCCUGGUGUCGGGGGUCGCAGUGACCGGGAAUGCCAGAGGCUGUCAGUGCCCACGGCUCCCAGUGUCCUGGGGUCUGGGGAGUGACGGUGUUGGGGCGUCUCGGUGUCCGGGGUGUCACUGCCCGGAGGUGUCGGUGACCGGGAGUUCCGAGCAGCCCGGGGGUCCCGGUUGCCGGGGGUGUC